Messenger RNA from Brenthis ino (lesser marbled fritillary), 1791 nucleotides. The record is from the annotation of a GenBank genome assembly. NCBI's taxonomy places the organism in Eukaryota, Metazoa, Arthropoda, Insecta, Lepidoptera, Nymphalidae.
AUGUUGCACGAUGCGUGGUCAUCCGCCUGGCACCGCCCUGAGACCUUCGAGCUGGACGCCUUCAUAGAUGAAGUGAACAACAACUGCUUCAAAGAGGGCGAGGCGGAGUGCGGCGCGGAGAGCCCGCCCCCCCUGCCGUUCGGCUACGCCCCCGGCGGCGGCGGUCUGUCGCCGUCCCACUCGCGCAGCUACCAGGAGCUGCGGCCUGCGCACGCGCACACUCCACACGCGCGCGACAUGCAGACGUACGCGCACAUCGAGGAGACGCUGUUCAAGACAAGCCCAGUGGUGUCGGCUGGCGGGGGCUCCACCGAUGGUGCGUACCUGCGCGGGCGCAGCCCCGAGCUGAGCCCCUCGCCUGAGCGCCGCGAUGACUACCGAACGCUGCACUACGAGCCCUACACGCCGGCGCCCCCGCCCCCGCCACCCUACACGCAUGACCACCAUCACCACGUCGAUGGUGGUGGCGGAGGAGGCGGCAGCUCGGUGUACACCCGCUGCUCGUACCCGGCUGCAGGCUCGCCCUACUUCAGCAACGGGAAUGAUCUCACCCAGCCACAGAUUUGGACUACUAAUGCUGGAGGGUCGCCCACGUACGGCGCAGGCAACACCGGCGCGGUGCUCGGGGAGGAGUACGCGGAGAGCAACGAGACGGUCGAGGGCGCGGCCGGGGGCGGCACGCUGCCCGCCUUCAGCGCACGCUUCGGGGGCGCCUUCGCCAACACCUCCCGACCCUCGGCGGUCUACGGCUCGUCCGCCCUCACCGCUACCUACACGCAUCCGGAAGUGUGGAGCUUGGACGGAAGCCGACGGUCGCAGCUCUCGGCCGCCGCCAGCCUCUCAGCCAUCGAGAUGGCGGAGUUUUUCACGGAGGGGCGCGAGUGCGUGAACUGCGGCGCGAUACACACGCCGCUGUGGCGCCGCGACAACACCGGCCACUACCUGUGCAACGCGUGCGGGCUCUACAACAAGAUGAACGGCAUGAACCGGCCGCUCAAGCAGCCGCGGCGGCUGGUACGUCAGCGGCACGCGGCGCACGCGCUGGCGCCCGCCCCCGACGUACGCAGACACGCCCUCCGCUCGACUAACCCCCGCCUCCCCUCGCCCUCGCCUCGCCCGCGAGGAAUCCGCGCCCGAGCGUCCCCCGAGCGAGGCUUCCUGUUUAACGGCGUCCCGACGCACGGCUUGCCCGCGUCCGCGCCGCUCUGUACGCCCGCGCUCGCCGUCUCCACUCCCCCCGACUACAAACAGAAGAAAGGGAUGGGCACGAAGCGGCCGGGCAUGUCGUGCAGCAACUGCCAGACCACGGCCACGUCGCUGUGGCGCCGCAACGCGCACGGCGAGACCGUCUGCAACGCGUGCGGCCUCUACUACAAACUGCAUAAUAUUAACCGUCCCAUGACCAUGAAGAAGGAUUCCAUACAGACGCGUAAGAGGAAACCUAAGAAUAGUAUAAAAGCUGAGAGGACCCUAAACAAGAACAUCAGUCACGCCUUGCACGCCGCCAAUACCGGCAGCGGCCCUUCCGUGAAACUUGAAAACCUAUUAGAAGGCGGUGGUGUGACGGCGGGCGGGCGCUCGCCGCUCACACUGGGCUUCUACGUGCAGCAGCACGGCGUGAAGCUGGAGGAGCCGCCGCCGGCGCACGCGCACCACGCGCCGCACGCGCCGCACGCGUCCCACGCGUCCCACGCGUCCCACGCCCACCACGCGUACUGCGCCGACGCCGACUACCGGCGCGCCGAGCCGCAGGAGCGCCUCGACCGGCCCACAGUCGUGUCCCUCGGCAGC